UCAACAUGUUGUCUUGGAAUGGAAAUUGAAUUAAUUCCUAUUUCAUUUCCUUCUCUCUCUCUCUCUCACUUUGAUAUCGUACUUUUUACAACGACAAAUAGUUGAUUCAAUUACCAUGGAAAGUGCUAAAUAUUUAGUGAAAAAGUUAUCCUUCAUUAUUCCGAUUGGAUUAACAUUGACCGAUCGAGUUGUGACAAUUGCUCAAGUCGAUGGUGAAUCGAUGCAGCCUGCUUUUAACCCAAAGACAUCCGGCAAGGUGAGCAAUGAUGUCGUUUUAAUCAACCGGUGGUCAGCUCGUAAUUUUCAAUUCAAACCCGGAGACAUAAUUGAAAUAAAAUCACCUAAAAAUGCUAAACAACGAUUAAUCAAACGGAUAAUUGCUCUGGAAGGUGAAUGGAUUCAUUUGAAGGAUAAUAACAUGCCUCGAUCGGCUUAUCAAGACGAACUUGUCUUCGUGCCUAAAGGUCAUUGCUGGAUUGAAGGAGAUAAUCAUGCACGAAGUAAUGACAGUAAUCAUUUCGGUGUGGUUCCAAUUGGUUUAACUCGUGGUAUUAUUUCAUACAUCAUUUGGCCGCCGUCAAGAUGGUCAUCAGUUGACAGUUCGUUAACAAUUGAAACAAUUAAACGAAGAUCAACCGACGGGCUAAUGGUUUAAUUUAAUUGACAAGGAAAAAUUUAAAUUAAAGUUUAGUUAAUUUUCAAAGUUUCCUAAAAACGCUGCCAUCUCUUGGUGAAGAAUAGAACAAGAGAAAAAAAUCUAAUUAAUCAACUAAAUUAAUUAUUUAAACAAUUAUUUCAAAACUACAAAUGUAAAUGAAAAAAAAAUUAAAUUCUGUAAAUUGAUUGACAAUAACCUAAAA
This is a messenger RNA of Panonychus citri (citrus red mite), 860 nucleotides long. Its product is annotated as mitochondrial inner membrane protease subunit 2-like. Gene Ontology annotation, cellular component: membrane; mitochondrial inner membrane peptidase complex. Gene Ontology annotation, biological process: mitochondrial respiratory chain complex assembly. The transcript is spliced from 6 exons. The record is from RefSeq and is a predicted model, not a curated record. Bases 116 to 655 code for a protein of 179 amino acids. Lineage: Eukaryota; Metazoa; Arthropoda; Arachnida; Trombidiformes; Tetranychidae. Gene Ontology annotation, molecular function: serine-type endopeptidase activity.